Messenger RNA from Linum tenue, 1744 nucleotides. Lineage: Eukaryota; Viridiplantae; Streptophyta; Magnoliopsida; Malpighiales; Linaceae. The record is from the annotation of a GenBank genome assembly.
AAAAAAAAUCUAAUGACAAGAACAAUAACGUGUAAUUCUAAAUCGAAAAUACCAUUAUGGUUUUCUCUUACAAGUUCGGCUGAAUUGCUGCAGUGCUGUCUUUGGUCUCUUCCUUUUUACCUCUCUUACGUAAACAUCCCGUCUCCACCGACGAAACUUUUGCCCUCCGGAUUCCUUCAGAUUGAGACCCACAAGGCCCGGCAGCUCACACAUCGCAUUCGACGCGGAAAGUUGCAGACUUUACGUUUGCUGUUUGGCUUUCCGCAAAGAGUUUUUCCUUUCCCAACUUUUGGAGAAGGGUGAUGAUCUUUACCUGCUAAACUUCGGUUGAUUCGUUGGAGGGAACGAAAGAAGAUGAUCGCAUUGAAGGAGAAGGUCUCCAAUCAGCUGUCUCGCUUAUUUGCCGAUUCGCCCAAUUCCCCUUCUCAUAGUUCUCAGGUAAUUCUGUUCAUAACCCCCUUUUCCUUUGUUUCAGGGUAGGACAGCUAGUCAAGGUGAAAAGUCAUAUUCUUCAUAUUUUUCAUCCGUCGUUCCUUCCUUGGGCUUUGGGAAGUCUACGUCGGAAAAUGGUAAGGACCAGAAAGUCGAGUUAGCACCUGCUCCUUCACUUCGAGUAAGAUGGAGAGGUAGAGAAUUUGACCAUGAAGAGGAACCGAGAUAUCACGAGUGCCAGAAAGCUGGUGAACGUCAAGCAGCCAUAUUUCGUGAUGAAAAUGAGGAUUAUUCUUCUCAAACCAGCAGCAGUGACAGUGAUGUAUUUGAAGAAGCAUGUGAGCAGCAGAGCACUCCGAGGACACCAUAUCUGAAAGAUGGGUCUGCGUUUAUAUCAUCAGACUUGUAUGAGUUCCUGAUGUCGUCGCUCCCUAACAUGGUGAAAGGGAAUGACUGGGUUUUGCUAUAUAGUACGAUGAAGCAUGGCAUAUCUCUUCGCACACUCAUUCGGAAGAGUGCUGACAUUCCUGGCCCGUGUUUACUGAUUACUGGAGAUAGACAAGGUGCUGUGUUUGGUGGACUUCUGGACUGCCCACUGCAAGCCACUUCCAAGAGAAAAUAUCAAGGGACAUAUCAAUCAUUUGUAUUCACUACCAUAUAUGGUGAACCAAGGCUAUUUCGACCAACUGGUGCCAACCGAUAUUAUUACUUGUGUUUGGAUGACUUGCUAGCACUUGGUGGCGGUGGCAACUUCGCUUUACGAUUGGAUGGAGACCUGUUGCACGGAACUAGUGGCCCCUGCGAAACAUUUGGGAACUUAUGUUUGGCCCAUGAUUCAGAUUUCGAGUUAAAGCAUGUCGAGCUUUGGGGAUUUGCAUACUCAUCAAAAUACUGAAGGGCACAGCGACACAAGCAAGAGAAUUGAUUGGAAGAGUGUGAUAUGAUCAUGUAUUCUUUAUUCUUUCAGGGUUGAUAUUGCUGUGAAAUUCCUUGUUAAAAUUGCUUAUUGUUAGGAAGCUAUCAAGCAAGAAGACUAGCUUAUAGAGUAGGGAAAGGAAGAUCUUCAUUCCUCAGCUCUGUUCUAGUUUUAGAUUCAGUAGGUAAUAUACAUAUGGUCAUGGUAAGCACUAAUUGCAGUUCCGAUUCUGGAGUUGAAAAUUAUAUUUCAAGAUGUUGAGUAGGAGCAAUAAUCCUUCACCUACUCGGAUUUAGGACGAAAAAUGAUGUCUAGAAAAAGAAUCUAAUUUAACCAACACAUAGUUAAGACGAGUAUAGAACCAUACUAAUGCCCAAGAAAUAGAUGAAAAAACCG